This is a messenger RNA of Xylaria bambusicola, 2931 nucleotides long. Its product is annotated as phospholipid methyltransferase-domain-containing protein. Bases 1 to 2931 code for a protein of 976 amino acids. The transcript is spliced from 3 exons. NCBI's taxonomy places the organism in Eukaryota, Fungi, Ascomycota, Sordariomycetes, Xylariales, Xylariaceae. Gene Ontology annotation, biological process: phosphatidylcholine biosynthetic process. Gene Ontology annotation, molecular function: phosphatidylethanolamine N-methyltransferase activity. The record is from RefSeq and is a predicted model, not a curated record.
AUGACUCCCUCAGCCAAUGGUAAUAACCCUGCUGCUUCUGAGCUGCGUCGCAGGCACGCCGCCGACAAGCCCAACAACGGCAAUACCUCUCCCCCUCAUGCUCAUGCCGAUGCGGGGAACGAUGACUCCUUGCAUCGAGCCGACCAAGAUGGCAAGGGGUCCCGCGCUGAAGAGGUUAGCAAGACGUAUGGCCGGACUCGUGAUGGAAGGGUCUUCGUAGUGCCAGUUACUCGCGACAGGAUCCCACAGAUGCUGGAUCCCAGGAAGCCUAAGAAUAUAAGCGACAUCUUCGUACUAGCUAUACUAGCCGCCCACAUCUUAGCACUAUAUACUCUACCAUCGCCUCAGAGAAAGUACGUCUUUGCUGCUAUAUAUCUCUUCUGGCGUGCUGCCUACAACGCUGGGAUCGGCAUCCUGCUGCGCUGGCAAUCUAACGACAACACACUUGUCGCGUGGGCUCAGAAAUGGCGCCUCUUCGAGCUUCCCUCGACGGGGAAGAACCCACGCCCCUGGUUAUACAAUCUUCUCAAACGUGAAUGCAAGACCGAGAUCCACAGCGAGUUCGACUUUGACAGUGCUCCUAUCGAGUAUAACACCUGGCUACUCUUCCGUCGAUUCGUCGAUCUAGUCCUCUUGUGUGAUUUCGUGUCGUAUAUUCUCUUCGCCAUUGCAUGCACCCAUACACCGGCAGGUGAACCUUUGCUCAUAACACUGGGUCGAUGGGUACUUGGUCUUGCCACCGUCGCGUUUAACUUCUGGGUCAAAGUCGACGCGCUCCGCGUCGUCAAAGAUUAUGCCUGGUACUGGGGUGAUUUCUUUUUCCUCGUCGACCAAGAAUUAACAUUCGACGGCGUUUUUGAAAUGGCACCGCACCCCAUGUAUUCUAUUGGCUACGCAGGCUACUACGGGAUCUCUAUGAUGGCUGGAAGUUAUGCCGUCCUUUUCAUAUCUAUCCUCGCCCACGCUUGUCAGUUUGCUUUCUUAGUUCUCAUCGAGAAUCCCCACAUCGAGAAAACAUACAAUCCCCCUCCCCCUCGCAAGCGUAUUGAUAGUAAUGGUCAUGCGCAAUCGCCUAAGACGAGCGAGCAAGAGUCGGUAGAUGAUUCUUCGUCCAACCCUCAACAGCCGUCGCCUCACGAGAUCCACAGUCUGCUCGGCCUCCGAAAUAUUGACUUAUUUCGAAAUACGGACUAUUCGACAUGCCUGUUGCUUUCGUAUCUCACCAUACUAGCGCUGGUUACCCCACAGACUCCUUUCUGGCAGACCUUGUUCGUUGUGCACGCACUUGUGUGGCGAAUUUGGUAUUCCGUAGGCUUGGGCUCGAUACUACAUCGCCAGUCUGAAGACAAGAUGUGGACCCGCCACUUUCUCAAGUUUGGAGACACCACAGACGAAGCCUGGAGGCAGUGGAAGGGGAUGCAUCAUAUAUCUCAUAUGCUUUGCUAUGCCUCUUUCAUUGCGGCUUGCUGGAAGACGUACUCGGUUCCUGUUGACUGGAGCUAUGAUUUCGUUCUACUUCGACAUGUGAUCGGCGCUAGUCUCGUCGCUCUGCAAGCCUGGACGGCCGUGAGUGUUUACGAGUCACUGGGCGAGUUCGGUUGGUUCUUCGGCGACUUCUUUUUUGAGCGCGGUGCAAAGCUCAACUACACAUCGAUAUAUCGUUUCCUGAACAACCCUGAACGGAUUAUCGGCACAGCAGGUUUGUGGGGUGCUGCUCUCAUUACGUGGAGCAAGGCAGUCUUUAUUCUAGCUUUGAUCAGCCAUCUUCUCACUAUCGGAUUCCUUGAAUUUGUUGAACAACCUCACAUGCGGAAAGUAUACGGCGAGAGUCUCAGAGACGAGGCCGGCUUAACAAGAUUCAUUAAGCGAUCACUUCCCCCUUACGUGGUUGAGUGGCAGAGUAGUGUGGACCAAGUCAUGGAUCAGACUUCGCGCCUUGUCGAGGAAUUGUUAGAUGCAGCUCGCCCUAAAUUAGCUGCUGGCGUCUCGACGAUUGUUAGAGAUACUACAGCGCUCUUCAACAAGUACCCUGCUCGGCUCGGUAUUGCCAAAUUCACUCCAAACCUAGAAAGUUAUGAUCCUGCACACUACUCAAUUACUGUUGAGGGAGAGAGUUCCUCUGGAUCAGCGCUCACAGAAAGAUCUAGCGGGAAAGAAGGAACAGCUGGCAGAUUCCCCAACUACCUAAAUACUCUAAUCUUCGAGUACGGUGCACCAAUCAAAGUCAAAUGGAAUGCACCAUCAAACCACGGCAAGAAAGAUUGGAUUGGGCUAUACAUGGUGGCUGACAACCGAUCAAGAGAAAUUACCGACGUGUCUUCCUUAGGACGUUGGAUUCCAACAACUCCUGGUCAAUACGAGUCUACUACUGCUGACAAAGGAAGCGUCGCAUCCGAUAUUCCCGUGCAAACGUCAGGUCCUGAUGGAGUUGAGCUUGUAAAGGGCGAAAUGAUCUUUUCAGGAGACAAACUCUGGUGGACACAGGGCGUUUUCGAAUUCCGUUAUCACCACGAUGGAGGUCAUAAUGUAAUGGCCAUCUCUCAACCAUUCGAGAUUCAUGUAGCAAGAUUUGAGGAGGAGGAUGUGCCAUUGGGAGCCGACGUACAUGCAAGCUAUCAGGUUGCAGUAGCAGCAGCUCUACUUCCAGUCGUGCAAAAUUGUCUAGAUCGAGACCCCGAUAUCGCACCUAGCAAGCCUACGGAGCCGUGGGGAAGCCACGUAGCGCGCGAUGGCAAGUACGCAAAACGCAUCGUUUACGCGAUUCGACAAAUGUUUGGUAUCGAGUUUGCCCCAGCAGUUGUCCCUGCGGACGGUAGUAUAAGAAACCUUGCAUGGAGAAUUUGUAACGCAAAGCAGGUUUUGGCACCGUAUAGCAUGUCAGCCUCUAAAGGGACAACAACGCCAGGAGGUGAUAAACCAGCAAGUCCAUAG